AUGGUCGCUUUCUCCAAGGUUUUCAUCGCCACUGCCGUUGGCUUUGCCACCGCUCACCCGGGCGAGAGCCACAGCGCCAACCACGUAAAGCGCGAGAUUGUUGCCCGUGAGAAUGCGGCGCACGCAGCCGCCCGCUCCUUGGCAUCUUGCGGCAACUCUGCCGGCGCGCAAGCCUUGAAAGCCCGAUCCGUCCAGCGCCGUGCCGAGGCCCUGAAGAGCUUACGCCAGAAGCGCGGCAUCAAGGCCCCUGCCCGCAAGAAUCGCCGAACCCUCGAGGACCUUCAGGCAUGGGAAGCCGUCAACCACAACCAGACAGGUGUUUACGACUAUGAUGCGUUCACGCCUCUGGCGAACAUCUUUGAUGCCAACACCAGCUGCAUUUUGGCGCCUGAGAUUACCGACGGCCCGUACUAUGUCGCUGGCGAGUACUUCCGCUCAAAUGUCAUCGAGAGCGAGUCUUGCGAAGGCGUCAACCUCUUCCUUGAGGUUCAGUAUAUCGAUGUCAACACCUGCGAGGCUAUCCCAAGUGUCGCAGUCGAUGUGUGGAACUGCAAUGCCACAGGUGUCUAUUCCGGAGUCGACUCUACCGGCCAGGCUGGCUUGAACAGCACGUUCCUGCGUGGUAUUCAGCUGACCGACAACGAAGGUGUUGUUCAGUUCGAGACCAUCUUCCCUGGUCACUAUUCCGGCCGCGCCAUCCACACUCAUCUUUUGGCUCACACCAACGCGACUCUCGAGCCCAACGGCACCAUCUCCGUCUUCAACGCGCCCGUGACCCACAUUGGACAACUCUUCUAUCCUGAUGAUCUUCGCGCUGAGGUCGAAGCUACCUACCCCUACAACACGAACACUGCCGACCUCACCACAAACGACGAAGACAUGUGGUCCAUUGUGCAGGCUGAUUCUUCUUACGAUCCCAUCCCCGAGUACGUCUAUCUCGGCGACGACAUCUCCGACGGACUGUUUGCGUGGAUCCAGAUCGGCGUCAACGCUUCUGCCGAUUACUCGACCGACGAUUACUAUGGCGUAGCCGCCUAUCUGGCUGCCGAUGGCGGACAUUCUACAGGCUACACGGUCGGUGGCGGUGGUGGCGAUGGUGGCGAGGGCAACGGAACAGCCCCUUCGGGUGCUCUGAGCGGUGCUCCUCCUUCUUCCACCGCAUAG
Messenger RNA from Truncatella angustata, 1164 nucleotides. Its product is annotated as Intradiol ring-cleavage dioxygenase. Gene Ontology annotation, molecular function: oxidoreductase activity, acting on single donors with incorporation of molecular oxygen, incorporation of two atoms of oxygen; ferric iron binding. The transcript is spliced from 4 exons. Lineage: Eukaryota; Fungi; Ascomycota; Sordariomycetes; Amphisphaeriales; Sporocadaceae. The record is from RefSeq and is a predicted model, not a curated record. The coding region runs from base 1 to 1164 and encodes 387 amino acids.